Messenger RNA from Danaus plexippus (monarch butterfly), 1395 nucleotides. RefSeq names its product venom serine protease-like. Bases 153 to 1340 code for a protein of 395 amino acids. The transcript has 10 exons. The record is from RefSeq and is a predicted model, not a curated record. Gene Ontology annotation, molecular function: serine-type endopeptidase activity. Gene Ontology annotation, biological process: proteolysis. Lineage: Eukaryota; Metazoa; Arthropoda; Insecta; Lepidoptera; Nymphalidae.
CUGUUUUCACAGCUACACGGAUACUUUAAGGACAAAUAUCUUGACAACACAAACGUAUCUGAUAUGACUAGAUUGUUAAUUUGAUUAAGGAUUAUUGUCGAUUAAUAAAAAAAUAAUAUCUUUAUUAUUAUUUGCCCGUCGCCUGAUUAACAAUGUUCGGAUCAGGAGCUAUUUUUUUGUUGGUUGUGGGCUAUGCUCAGGCGCAAGAUGCGAAUUGCGAUUUCUUUUUAAAUGUUGCUGCCGGGAGAAGUUAUCCUAUCUCCAGUCCGAACUAUCCAUACAGCUACAGGCCAGGAGUAACUUGUCGCUGGAUUGCACAAUGCCCAAAUGGAUAUAAUUGCAGAUUGGAUUGCAGCGAAAUAAAUUUACCGCAGACGCAAAACUGCUACAUGGAUAGGUUACUAGUAUCCAAGACAGGGGAUAGUCAAUUGGGGUCAUCGGAAUACCAUUGUGGUUAUGGCACAUUGACAGCUGUCUCCGUAGCAAACAGGAUAAGUGUUGGUCUCGUUACGUCGAGGUCCAGUCGCGGCGGCAGAUUUACCUGCACUGUUACUGCCCAAGCAUCGUCAACCUGCAGCUGUGGUUACAGAAAUGUCCAGAGUUUAAAGGAGAGUUAUAUCGUCGGCGGUGAGGAGACACGUCCUAAUGAAUAUCCCAUGAUGGCUGGCAUCGUGUAUGUGGGAGAGAACACCAUCAAAUGCGGUGCAGUCAUCAUUGAUAACGGAUACGUAUUGACAGCUGCUCACUGCGUCGUCGGCAAAAAUCUCGGUGAACUCGCUGUGGUCGUUGGCGAACAUGACGUCAGCACCGGAGCGGAUUCGCCGUCCUUGCAAGUUUUCAGAGUUGCUUCGGUUAUAAUUCAUCCUCAAUUUAACUCGGAUACAUAUGACAACGACAUCGCCAUCAUACAGAUAUAUGGCAGUAUAGUGUACAGUCAGACAGUAGGACCUGUCUGUCUGCCAUUUAAGUUCAUAAACGACGACUUCACCGGAUCCAAAGUUACCAUUUUGGGUUGGGGGACGACAUUCCCCGGAGGUCCAACAUCGAACGUGCUCCGGAAGGUGGACGUGAAUGUCGUCAGUCAGGGUUCAUGCAGCAGAAGUUACCCAAGUCUCAGUAACAAUCAGAUGUGUACAUUUGCUCAAGGGAAAGAUGCUUGUCAGGACGAUUCUGGCGGUCCUCUGCUCUACCAGGACCCUUCGAACGGCCGUUUAUACAGUGCUGGUAUCGUUAGCUUCGGCCGUUUCUGUGCCUCCAGUUAUCCCGGGGUGAACACAAGAGUCACCUCAUACCUCUAUUGGAUCCUUAACAACGCCCCGGCCAACUACUGCAAUAUUUAAUACUGUUAUCAUAAAAAUUGUUAUUAAUUGAAAAUAAAGUUCAAUUUUUAAACAA